GUAAAUAUUUAGCCCAACUUCUAAACCAUGCCUUUGAGAAAGAUGAUAGAUACACUAGAAAUUCCUUUGAGUUAGUUGAAUAUUUAAAAACAGUUACAAUUCCGGACCGAUACAUACUAAUUUCACUAGAUGUAGUCUCACUCUAUACAAAUGUUCCACUUGACCUGGCGAUAACAAUAAUCGAAAAAAAAUGGGGGAAAAUUGAGCCUCAUACAACUCUAUCAGUUGAAGAAUUUUUACAACUGUUCACGUUUUGCAUCGAAAAUAGUUAUUUUAUGUUUAAUGAUGCAUUUUUCGGGCAAAUAUUUGGAUUGGGUAUGGGAAAUAAUCUGGCACCGGUAACAUCUGACAUAGUAAUGGUGGAAGUUCAGAAUUUGGCUAUUGAUAAGUUGAGUUUUGGGAUACCAUUUUUUAAAAGAUAUGUUGAUGACAUUAUCACGUCAAUACCUUUCGAUAAAAAGGAUGAAAUCUUAGCAGCAUUCAAUAGCAUUCAUCCCCGCUUGAAAUUCACUAUUGAAAUAGAAUCACAUAAUAACUCACUACCUUUUCUAGAUACUUUAUUGAUCAGACGAGAUAAUAGAAUAAUUACAGAUUGGUACCAAAAACCAACGUUUUCCGGGAGAAUACUCAAUUUUAAUUCAAAACACCAUAUGGCACAAAAAAUUAACAUAAUUAAUAAUUUGAAACAUAGAGCUCUCAAACUUUCUGAUAAUGAAUUUCACGAAAAAAACAUCAUUAAAAUACAAACAAUUCUAGAAAAAAAUAACUAUCCUACAAAAUUCAUAAAAAAAAUUCUGAACAAAAGCGAACCUGAGCACCACAGACCACAGGAAGAAAAAGAAAACCAAAAAUAUUUCAGUUUAACUUACGUUGAAAAUUUAGGAGAGCAAAUUAAAAAUAUAUUCACCAGAUUAAACGUAAAUAUUGCCUUCAAAUCUGACAAUACUAUAAAACAAUUUUUCACAAAAACCAAAAGUGCAAGAAUUUCAGAACACAAAAGAGACUCACUCAACAUCCUUAAUCCUUUGAAAAACAAAAAGGAAAACAAUACGGCACUCGCGGAGCAUGUAGGAAGUCUUCUUCAUUCCUUUAAUUUCGAUCCUGGGUCAGUAAAAAUAUUGGGUAGGCAAACAAAUUUAAAAAAGCGGUUAUUAGAUGAAAUGAUAUCCAUAAAACAAGACGAAAAUUCCAUUAACAAAAGAAACGAUAUAGAAAAGUUAAAUACCGCAUAUUAUUAUUUAAUUGGAAAAAUAAAGAAUAAAUAGAAGCUUGUUGUCCAACCCUAGUGUGUAAAUUGCCAUAAUUGUCCGCGCAUACUCCAGAAACAUCUAACUUGAUAAUUUAACACCAUCACAUCAGUCUUUUCAAAGAUUUAGAUGCGAGCAGUAAUUUAUUCUCUUUAAUUUUAAUUUAUGACAUCGAAAUUUAUGACAACAGAACCACAAAAGGUGAAAAUGUAAGUUAAAAGUUCUCACAAUUUUUCCGAACCCUUUUCCUCAUUUAUAAUAGUAUAUGUGUGUGUAUGUAUUUUGAAAAUAAUUUUUUUUAAAUAGGGUUUUGAUUUUUAAUUGUAAGUUUCGAACAUCCGAAAUUAUUGUAGUUUUGUUGUACCAUUUCAGAGCCCUGAUGAAGAUUUUAUAAUAAAGUCGAAACUAGUUGGCCUUUUUUCCAAAACCUGGUUUUCUGAAUAAUUCGUCGACCUAGAAACCUGUCAAAAAUCACCUGAAUUCGUACUCAUAGGUCUCAUCA
Messenger RNA from Coccinella septempunctata (seven-spotted ladybird), 1749 nucleotides. RefSeq lists its product as uncharacterized. NCBI's taxonomy places the organism in Eukaryota, Metazoa, Arthropoda, Insecta, Coleoptera, Coccinellidae. The transcript is spliced from 2 exons. The record is from RefSeq and is a predicted model, not a curated record. The coding region runs from base 276 to 1265 and encodes 329 amino acids.